AUGCCGCAGGCUGUGCGUUUAGUGGAUGCCGGCAACACCCUGGUGGAGCUGCGCUCAAAUUUGACUGAACCAUUCAUCCGUGCAGUAGCUGCUCGGCAUGCGCAAAGAGAAGAUGCUGAGGAGGAGGAGCUUGGACAAGCCCUGGGUCAACAACAAGUGCGGCGUUAUCACCUAAGCACCGUCUACCGGGAGGUGCACACCUGCUACCAUCUGCAAGCCCUACCACCAGCGCAAAAAAUUGUCGGGGAGUUGGAGCGGACAAGCAAUGGUGUUGUGGGGAAAACCGUGCCUCAGAGCAGGAAGUUGCGGUGGGUCUUCUAUCUUGACAGUAGAAAGCAAGUUGAGAGUAGGACCUGA
Messenger RNA from Durusdinium trenchii, 357 nucleotides. The record is from the annotation of a GenBank genome assembly. NCBI's taxonomy places the organism in Eukaryota, Dinophyceae, Suessiales, Symbiodiniaceae.